Molecule: messenger RNA, 2899 nt
Organism: Meriones unguiculatus (Mongolian gerbil)
Lineage: Eukaryota; Metazoa; Chordata; Mammalia; Rodentia; Muridae
Product: sperm head and tail associated protein-like
Exons: 1
Coding region: 194-2899 (901 amino acids)
Source: RefSeq, a predicted model, not a curated record
GGGGGCAUUCGAGGAACAGUCCAGCCCUUGUGUUCUCUGCCAUUCACAGCUGCACUCGGGACGCCCACUCCAGGGACCGUAACCUUCUCCCAGCUGUUGUCACACCUCUGCCUCCUCUUCCUGUUACAUAAGCAGCCUCCUGACCCCGCCCCUCUUUGUUAAGUCAUCACUUGCCCCUUCAUUCGGUGAUGUCAUGUCGCCUCGUGUUCCUUUUACUUGCUUAACUUUAUCUUGCCCUUCCCACCCUUUCUUUCUCCUUUUCUUUCCUCCCUCUUUCCCUAACCCCUCCCGUCCCAUGACCUCUUCCCCUCCUUUCUUCCUUGAGCUUUCAGCCCCUGCACCCUCACCCCUAGCAAAAGGUCCUAACAACUACCCCUCCCCUUCUGGGUCUCCUUCGUCCUGCCGGAAAGAAUCUAGCCCUGUUUUCGCUCACGAGGUUCCUUUGGCACCCAGGAAAGAGUUGAACGACCACCUUUCCUGUACUGCUGGCCUUUCUCCAAAUGCAGGCAAAAGGUUUACCAACCCUCCUUACUCUAGAGAGCCUUUCUCUUGCCUCACCGUUCCCUCUCCUUGCUUACCCCGACGGAUUCCCUCCCCACCACCUCAGCCCAUACUGUCCUCCCCCCCACCUCCACAGGGGAGAUGUUCUUUUGAACCCUUUUCUCCACUCCUAGGAAGGCUGUACAGCCAAGAGCCGGUUAGUUCAUCCCCUAGUUUUGACCAAUUCAGCCUUCAGGGGUCACCCGCUUCUCAUCAGCGGAACCAUUAUUGCAACUUGAUCGGUUCCCCAAGACCUCAGCGGCCAUGUCCUCCAACUCCAUACCCUUGUUACAGUAGUCCAGUGACUUCCCCACCUCUCAUUCAUCAGCCCCCCAGAAACAGCCCAGUAACCUCCCCUCAACUCACUCAUAUAUCCUUGGAGACUUGUCCUGUGCUUGCCAGUUCCCUUAUGCCAGUGUCCCAGGGAAGUUACGCCGUAAUUUCACCUCUUCUUACCCACAAGCCCCUGAUAACUGGCCUUAAAAUUUCACCUCCCCUUGCUUACCGACCUGUGGAAUCUAGAUUGCAAACCUCUACAUCCAUUUCUCACAGAACUGGUCCCAUGAUCUCCCACUGGUCCUCGGAGAGAAGUUACAAUGAUCCUCUUCUUUCUCAACCCGCUGGCAACCCUUACCACGGCCACCCUAAGCCUCCAGACUCUUGUGAACCUAAACCACAGCUUGGUGUGUCUGGUGGGGAAAAUGGUUGUGGCCCUCCACUUUCUUCUCAGGCAGGCAUGUCUAGCUCUCCAAUCGCGCCCCAACAGGGUACUUUUCAUUAUUCUCAUCUUUGCCCAGAGUCCCAGAUAGCUGCUUCUAGGGGUCCAUACUGUGUUAUCAACCUCCCGCCUGAGAGUGCUGGUUCUCUUGGCUCACCUCAGCCUCAGAGUCUCCACAAGUCCUUUCUGUCGUGGGAGGCUGCGGGCAGCUCUUACCUCUUGGUAACCCCGGGUGCUGUAAUUUCUGGUCCUCCCUGCCCCACGGAACCACCUCUUGCUCAGUGUCCUUACCCUUCCCUCUAUUUCCCACCUCCCCUGGGCAGCCAGUUUUUAGCUCCACCUCCGUCACCCAGAGGUUAUAGUGAAAUCCCUGUCCCUACCCCAGUCCCGCCUCAAGUGAAGUCCCCCAAGUCUACAGAAUCACGACGUGUUCCCUACAGGUGUCGCUCCCUGGGCAACACACUCCACCACCCUUCUUUUGACCAUCCUAAGUCCCAGAAGAGCAACACCUCUCCCCAGCCUAUCUCCCAGUCCUUUGGCCUCUCUAGUCCUCUUGUGGAGCCAUCCAUCACAACUGCUUCAAGUCCCUGCCCAAAAGAACUUCCCCAAGAGACUGCUGUGGGCCUGCAGAUCCUCAAAGCUGUUGCCCCUGCUUGCUAUCCCCACUGCCUGCCUUGCAAUUCUCUCUUGCCUACUAGAUAUUCCAAGAGUACUCCUCGCAGACCUCCUCCAGUGUCCCCCUGCAAUACCCAUAUGUACUCCGUGAUUCCCCCCACCACCCACUCAUUCCCACUCUCCAGUCUCCUAAAUCACUCUACAGCUCUCCCUCAGUGUCCUACCCCACCCGUGGUGCCUCCCUGUGGCACUUACUCUGCCCCCAGGGGUCCACCACCAACCCCCAGCAAGCCUGCGGUGCCUCCUUGUUCCACCCACAUCUAUUCUUUUAUCCCUCUGAGAACACCCUUUGACCCCCGAUGUUUACCUGUUGUCCAUCGAGCUCGGCUUUGCCCCAAUACUAUUCCCUGUGGUUUUCAUACCUAUGCUGUGGCUUCUCCAGUCCCACACAAAGAUCCUCCCCAGAUUCCCUAUGGCUUUUCUUUGCCCUCAUCCAAGACAUCCACCUGUAGCAUUACUGCAAGCUGUAGUUCAACCAUUAUUAUUAGUGAAUGUGGUAGAAGCGAGAGCCAGUGUACCCAACAAAAAAGUCAGAAUAAGAGUUUGCUUCGUAGUAAAAGCAAGAGUCCCCAAAGGAGGGGUACCCGCCAGAGUAGGAGUCAGAGCCGGAGCCUGAGCCGGAGCGGGAGCCGGAGCCGGAGCGGAAGCCGGAGCGGAAGCCGGAGCGGAAGCCUGAGUCAGAGGAGCCGAAGCCGGAGCCUGAGCAAAAGCCGAAGCCGGAGCAAAAGCCGAAGCCGGAGCAAAAGCCGGAGCCGGAGUAGUAGUCCUCUCCAAAGCCUUACUCAGGAACCCGGUGAGAAUACCUCCCCGAUCAUCAAGGAGGCCCAGAGUGAGAAAGGUCACCAUAACAGAGGUCGGAAGAAAAGCAAGAGUCCUAAAGGUGGUAAAAAUCAGAGCCGGAGCAAGAGUCCCCAGCAUAAGAAACGUCAUGGUCGGAGCAAGAGUCCCCACAAGAAGAAAAAAUGA